AUUACAUAAACUUAAAUAUGAACAAGACAAGUAUGAAGUUCGUCUGCGCUCUGUACAAGAUCAUCCAGAUGUUUGAUGACACUAACUCAAUCCAUAAUGGUACUUCGUCACAGAAUAGUGAUGAGACGGCAGAUAGUGUUGGUAGUACGGCUAAGGAUGGAGAUAUGAAGUUUGAAGUGUCUGAACCUAAUGAUAGGAAAGUGUUUGAGGGUAUCAAAGCGUACUCUUGUGAAAGCCUGACAGAGCCACAGAUUCGAAGAAUUAGAUUAAUGAAUUCACUCUUUAUAUUAAGCAAGGGUUUAGAGAACUACAAGGAGUGUAUGAUCUCUAGCCUUGUGUAUCUAGACAAGCUUACUCAAAACGAUUUUGAUAUCACAAGUCAGAACUUGAACUGGAUAGUCCUGUGUUGUAUCUGAAUUGCCGAUAAAUUGUUUAACGACUCUCCUAUCGCGAAUAGAGUAUAUGCCUUCAAAGCAAACAUUCGUUUGGAAAAGUUUAACCGGCUAGAAACGAAGAUUUUGAAGAAAUUGCAGUUCAAUGUAAAUAUUUCCCCUUCUCAGUACCAUCUUUACAAGGAAGAACUUGGAAAUUUCUGCGAAAAUAGGACCAAAGAUCUUGAGAAGCUAUAUCAGGAUUAUAAACACGACAAAAGAGAGCUUAAAAAGGUGAAGGAGAACAUAUCCAUUCAACAGCUAUAUUGUAAGACAAGGAGAGAGCAUUAUUCUAGCGAGAAUAACUACUCAGACCCUGAUAUGUCAGAGGCAAUGACUAAGGUCUCCCAGGGGUUCUUUUCAACUAAUUUCCAUGAGAAUGCUGAAAAGUUCAGAUUCGAGUCAUAUGAUUCUAAUAUCCUUGAUGAAAUAUGAACUGGGACUAAGGUUUACAGAAGCAGGUCACAGACAUCCUUGACAAGUCAGCUAAAGGAGUAG
This is a messenger RNA of Moneuplotes crassus, 929 nucleotides long. The record is from the annotation of a GenBank genome assembly. Lineage: Eukaryota; Ciliophora; Spirotrichea; Euplotida; Euplotidae.